Molecule: messenger RNA, 2094 nt
Organism: Vanessa tameamea
Lineage: Eukaryota; Metazoa; Arthropoda; Insecta; Lepidoptera; Nymphalidae
Gene: Cpes
Product: ceramide phosphoethanolamine synthase
Exons: 1
Coding region: 649-1767 (372 amino acids)
Biological process (GO): phospholipid biosynthetic process
Cellular component (GO): membrane
Molecular function (GO): phosphotransferase activity, for other substituted phosphate groups
Source: RefSeq, a predicted model, not a curated record
CGCCAUUCCGUCUGUAGACGCAGAAAGAUGCGCACGCAUGCUGCGGUCUCACCGCAUUCGUAUAAACGACAAAAGUUAUGUAAACAUUGUGUAUUAAACGUCCGUUAUUGUGUUUUUAAAAUGUUUAACUCUCGUAUAUUGUAAGACUUUUGUUCUCGACCAUUGUUUGAUACAGAGCCAGUGUUUUGAUACGAUAUCCGCUGCGAACGCUUAACAUCGAUUUUAAGAACAGUUUUACGUUCCGAAACCGUCAUAAAACUAGUUUUUGUAAAGAGAAGUUUGAAAUGCGUGCAGUGAUAAUAAAACCAAGUGAAAGAUGUAUUUUUAUAUGUAUUGGUUGAACAGUAAGUUUCGAUGAAGCGAGGACAUUUUUAUACGAGACAAUUUUUGUGUUCGAUAUAUAAUAAAACUGUUGAAAUUAUGUUAUUCAAAUUUCGUGGAACAAAACGCGAAGAUUUCAUGGUGUUAUAAAUAGAAUACCGAGUGGGGUUUCGUAACCCACGCAUUAUUAUAACAUCUGUGGUUUAUCGAGAUGAUUAUAAGCUGACUUGGAAGCCUUAUUAUACACAAGAUCAACUGCAACACGCCCUUAGGCUAAAGAUAGCCAAGGAUUCACCGCAUGCGUAAAUCACCCUAUAUAUAAUCAAAAUGAUGUGGCCUUCGUCUCAAGCGAGUAAAAUACUAACAUGUUUACUUAUAAUAGUUGUUAUAUAUUGCAUUUACAUGGAUACUUUCCUCUUUCUACGUAUAAGGAAUUAUAAAAUAGACAUAUUCGAACAGUCAGAGAAUAUAACGCAAGAAACGUCAACUCACCGAACAUUGAAAGCGCAACAGAAUUACGAAGACGUAACGUGGAUACCCUGUAACAUAAAUCCACUAUGUCACCCGACCGUGAAAGCUUUAAUGGUGGACCAUAUUAAUCAUUAUAUAUACGGACCGCUAUGUGCGAUUGUUGAUAUAGGCUUGGGUAUAUCUGAAAAGAUGCUAUUUCUGACGCCGAAUAUGAUAUCCCUUUUUCACGUAUUCAUAGCCUGCGUUGGAGCGAAACUGUUGACUUUUCAAAGUCUAGCCGCUCGUCGAGUUGCCGUUGUUCUGUUCCAAAUUCGAAUGUUUUUAGACGAUUUGGACGGUCAUGUAGCUAGAGAGAGGAAGCAUAUUAAAGGUGAGAGGUCAGAAGUCGGGACUAUUGGCUACUGGGUUGAUGGUAUAUGUGACUCGUUAGGUGUGACAGCAAUGAUGAUAGGCAUACUCGUCUAUUUAAAGAAUAACCCGCCUCGACGAGGCUACAAAGACACUCCAGUCAGCACUCUACCUUAUCAUCAAUUGAAAGAGAUAAAUUCAAGUGAAGAUAUCGAAAGGGAUCACACAACUGAAAUAGGUAUAUCGUAUAAAACAAAGGUAACGCUACAAAGGAUAGUUCAAGUUAUCGGCUUAUUUUCUGGUCAAAUGGUGCUAUCUUCGUUAGCUUGGAAUAGAUACAUAGAUUUAUAUCAGAAUUUAUUAGAGAAUUCGUUGGAAUACGAUAUAUCGAGACGCGAAAGUACAUUUAUGUCUGGGACGUUUUUCUUCGCAACAGGUCUGUGGAGGAUCGUGAACCCUCAUAGUUAUUUACAUCUGUUAUCGUUAGCUGUGUUUUGUGAUAAAACUUGGGCAUUUUUGAAGGCUGUUCAUUACAGCGGUUACGUUUGUCUAGUGGUAACUGUAGCGACGUCCGAAUAUUUAAUUGAGAAUAUCAAAUCUCAUGUCGUUAACAGUAUGGACGGUUGAAUUUUCAUUUGUUCCAAAACUUGGUUUAUAUAUUCAUUACUAUUGACAGUAAUAAUGCAUUUGCUUUGUUAUGUAUAAUUUAGAGAUGAUAAGAUCUGUAAAGCUAUUUAGUAAGAACGAAUUCGAAACUCACCGCAGAAUACGACCGUGAAAUGUGAGAGAGUCAAGCAGCUAUGACUAAUUUUAUAAUAAUUGUGACGUUUAAAUUGUCCGUUUUCAAAAUUUCACGAGUGAGACGCGAAAUGCAUUCUUAUUGAAUAGUUCUAUUGAUCAGUAAACGGUAAAGUUUGCUUGUCAAUGUCACAUGUUAUAUUUACGAUAUUUUAA